AUGGAAGUCGAAGAGCCAUCCAUUGUUAAUAAAAAAAAACAUUCUAUAUCAACGAUAUCAUCACCAGAACUUAAUGAUGUUAAGAACAAUCGGAGUGAUAAGAGGCAUAAGAAAGACAAUUUUCACAGUGAUGCCUUAGAAUCAUUGGAAUUACAAGUUACCCCUACUUUAGGUAUUUCAGAAUCAAUGAAUGCAUCUUCAUCUAAACCUGAAUACAUAUCUGAAGACUGCCAAGCUAUUCAAUCUAGUGCAUCGCCAAAAGUUUCUUCUCAAAAACUUGAGAAAAUUGAUAUAAAUAACACUAUAAAUAAAAGACGGAAUUCUGAAAUUGCAACACCUUUCGCAUCCACGCCAUCAUUCAAUUGCAUGAUUCAAUCAUUGGAACAUGUUUUUAAAUAUUUGAAAACGCAUGAGCUGUUAUCAGCUUCUAGAGUAUGUACCGCCUGGCAUAUAAUUGCAAUGAAUAAACUCUUAUGGCGGAAGGUUUGUUUAAAAGAUUGUAUGGUCUAUGACUGGGAAAGGUUUGUAGACACAAUUAAUCAACAAAGAACUGAUACAUUAAACACUAGACCAAUGAAAAGAGCAAAACAGUUAAAAUGCAUUGAAUUGUAUAGAUGUCCUGUCCUUGUUGUUGAAGAUAUUAUUUACUCAUUACCUCAAAUUGAAGUACUUAAUGCUACUUCAAUAAUGAAUCCAAAUUUUAUGAAAGAGAUAAAAACUCCCAAUGAUUUAAUGUACCUAAACUUAAGUCAUUUGGGACAAAUGACAAAGCUUACAGAGUUAAGACUAAAAGGUUUAACUGGAAUAAAAUUGACGGCAUUGCCAUCAUUUGAAAAUUUAAUAAAUUUGAAUAGAUUUUCAUUAACGUCUAUUAAAGAAUUUCCAAAAGAGAUCUAUCAGAGAUUGAAUACUAUUACUGACACUAUUGAGUUUUUGGAAAUUGGUGAUUGCAAAUAUUUAACAAAGGAUUUUGCCGUGUCACUAAAAAGAUUCAUCAAUUUGAAAACAUUGAGAUUAGAAAAUUGCUGUAAUGGAUGGGAUCAAUCUGCACAUGACGUUUUUACUGUCAUUAGAGGUCUUAAAAAGCUCAAUGUUCUGGAAUUGGUAAACAUAGAACUCAGUAAAUGUGUCAAAGAGGAAUUGGAAAAAUGUGAUAGUAUUAAGGCUUUCUUGAUUAUUCCUAAAUAUAAGGAUAGAAUUGGAACUGCUAUCUAUCACGUGGUUGACUGUCUCGAGAAACUCUCCAAGACAUUAACACACUUGGUUUGGUUAUUUCCUCAUGAUGUAGUUCGUGUUGCAGAAUUAUUUAUAAAUACUUUUCGUAAGAUGCGUACUUAUUAUACAUUAAAAUCAUCCCAUACCAAAGAAACGACCAACAAUAUACCUGAGCUCAGAACAAGAGAGCCCCGACAGCGACCAGGAGAUGAGGGCACUGCUGAAAAAGAAAAAGACAAGUCAGAUGGUAGUGUUGAUAAACUUACACUUGAUGAUCUAUGGAAACUGUUAAAUACUAUGAUGCCUGAUGCUAAGAUUAAGAUAUUUACAGUUCCCUCUUAUCGAACAAAUGUUUAUUUAAAUGAACUGUUUAAUGAUCUUUAA
Macrosiphum euphorbiae (potato aphid) is the source of this 1599-nucleotide messenger RNA. Lineage: Eukaryota; Metazoa; Arthropoda; Insecta; Hemiptera; Aphididae. The record is from the annotation of a GenBank genome assembly.